This is a messenger RNA of Lagopus leucura (white-tailed ptarmigan), 5716 nucleotides long. It is a transcript of the gene STX8, whose product is annotated as syntaxin 8. Gene Ontology annotation, molecular function: SNAP receptor activity; SNARE binding. NCBI's taxonomy places the organism in Eukaryota, Metazoa, Chordata, Aves, Galliformes, Phasianidae. Gene Ontology annotation, cellular component: SNARE complex; endomembrane system. The transcript is spliced from 9 exons. Gene Ontology annotation, biological process: intracellular protein transport; vesicle fusion. The record is from RefSeq and is a predicted model, not a curated record. Bases 61 to 951 code for a protein of 296 amino acids.
CGGACACUUCCGGGCGGUAGAGGCACUUCCGGGAGGUAGCUGCACUUCCGGUUGGCUGUGAUGGCUCCGGACCCCUGGCUCUCGCAGUACGACGCCGCCUGCCAGCUGGCCCAGGAGGUGGCCGAGCGGAUCCAGGAGCGCAGCCGGCAUCGGCGCAACGGGGAGAGCUCGGUCAAGCUCAAUGUGAUCAUCAGGUCGUCACUGCAGAAUCUCAAAGAGAAGAUUGAUCAGCUGAAGGACUCCCUGCUCCGGGCUGUGUCAACGCACCAGAUCACCCAGCUGGAGGGAGACAGGAGGCAGAACUUGGUGGAUGACCUUCUCACACGACAGAAACAACUUCAGGCAUCUUACAAGAACGAGGGCGCAGAACCAGAUGUGAUCAGAUCUAGCCUAAUGGCAGGAGGUGUCAAACGAGGAGUGACCAACCCGUGGCUCCUGGAGGAGUCUGAGGAAACCAGGGGGCUUGGCUUCGAUGACAUCAGGCAGCAGCAGCGGAGGAUCAUAGAAGAGCAAGACGCCGGCCUUGAUGCUCUUUCUUCAAUCAUAUCCCGGCAAAAGCAAAUGGGACAGGAAAUUGGGAAUGAGCUGGACGAGCAGAACGAGAUCAUCGAUGACCUCACGAACCUGGUGGAGAACACGGACAGCAAGCUUCGCACUCAGACACGGCACGUGAAGAUGGUGGACAGAAAGUCAACGUCCUGCGGAGGAAAAAAUGUGUGGAGAGGAAAAGGACCGCCCCGACUGCUGCUGUCAGUGCUCCCGGCCCCGGGCUGCAUCCUGUGCAGCACUGAGCCUCCCUUGGCUCCAGCAUCAGCUCCCACCUGCAGCACGUCACCCAUUUUGGACUCCCAGCUCUGCUCUGUACCGAUGGCGCUUUCCAGCUUUGUGUCGUCAGCACGUUUCAUUAGCACACUUACUUUCUGUGCCAAGGUCAUUAAUAAAACCAUUUAAUAAGAUCAGCCUCCGGACAGUUCCUCGAGGAGCUCCUCCAGUGACCUCCAUCCAUCCCGAUCGCUCUUUCAACGCCGCUUCACCUUUCACCACUUCCUGGCCUUACAGUUCUGCUAAUCCCUGGUUUUUUUUCAGUUCCUAAUUUCCCACAUGGCUCUGUAUCACACACUUUGCCAAAGUCUGCGUGGAUGGGAUCUAUCACACUUCCUUUGUCUAGAAAAUUCAUUAUCUUACCAGCCUAACCUGAUUAGCUCUGUUUGAUCUGAUUUCCCUUCAGAACGUUCCCAUUGUUUUCUACCCUGUUUACCAUUUAGCUUCAUGCUCUAAUUAGUCUUUCUGCAGUUUGCUCUGGAGCCUUCAUCCUGCUGGGGUUAAUCAAAGAGGCUCGAAAUGCUCACAUCACUUUUUCCCUUCUUCCAUGGUGCAGCGAUGCAGAUGCGCUCUGCUCCCCACUGCUGGGCAGGCAGCCCUGGUCUGGGUGCAGCAGGAGCUGCUGCCUUCCGUGCUGCUCUGUGCUGGGAUGUGUACACAGCAAGGUUUGGAGAUGCUGGCUUUGAAUGGACUGACUUGGAGCCCUGUAAGCAUCAUUCCUCCUGGCUUCACCAGCCACCCUGGUUCCCUGUGAUUCCCAUCCCAGCCCACAUGCUUGGCUCAACGUGCUGAAAAAACAGCAGUGCUCAGACCCCAUUUAAACUCCCAAACGAUCUGCUGUUUGAGAGCUGAUCCCCACAUGUAAGGCACCAUAAAGAUGGGAGAGGAAGCCGCAGAGUGGCACUUCUGGGACUCAUUUGCAGCGCACAAAUCAGGCACAGGUUCAGGCCUGAAGCUGGGAGGUGGCAACCAGUUUGAAUGUCCCCCCAUUGGGAAGCACCUAAUGUGCCAGAGAGGGAGAAGAGGGGGGCAUGGAGAGGAGAGCCAACAGCAGCAGACAUCUUCUUAAUUACAUUUGCAUAUGCAGCUGUUCAAACAGCUCCAACUUCAUCAGUGCUUGUUCAUACCUAUCAGGAGAUUUAGAGCAGCUGCUGUCAGCCCGCGUAACAAUAUUGUACCAGGCUGGUGGUGAAAUGAGCCCCUGGGCAGGCUGUGUGCCCGGGCUGUCCAUCACACCAAAAGGCCUAGCAAUUAGUUGUGUUUGAAUAUGGGGAAAAAAAAAAAAACACACUAGGAAUUGUGUGAAAUAUCCCAGGGCGACUGCUUUACAGCUAGGUUUCCAAGGCUACAUGUUGCAGAAUUAAAUCAUAAAUUUGUAUUUCUGAAAAUGGUGCUGAAAUGUGAUAAUUUGUACAGCUAAACUCGCCUCCUCCUGCCUUUUCCCUCCAAGCACGCUCAGCGACUGAUGAUUGCAGUGCCUGAACUGGGGCUGGAAUACAGCACAGUUUUGGGCUGGGGACCUUGUGCUGCAGCGAAGCUAAACUGGGGGGACCCACAUGCCUCACACAGUGCAGCUGUACCCAAAGCACCGGGCAGGGAGCAGGGCUGCAUCUGGAGCACAGCACUGCCCGCCCCGGGCACUGGUGGCCACAACAAUACAAAGGAUGUGGUCAGUGGAGAAAUGGGCUUGUGAGGGGCAAAGCACUUAUGUUGUCUCUUCAGGGCUUUCUGAGAUGCAUAGAUGCCACCAGAAGUAGGGUUUAUAAAUCAAGAGGGGCUGUGAUCUUACAGCUUUGUUUUGCAGGAGGACAGGCAGUGGUGGGAUAGCUGCAGGCUUGGAGCUGCAGAGAGGGGAUUGCCCUCCUGAGGGGGUCAGACCUCGGGGUAGUGUCUGCCAUGUCGCUUUAAAAUUAGGUGAAUAAAGGAGAAAAUCAGAUAGGUUCAUGCUGCAUUCAUCCCAAAGCGUUCAAAUGGCAGAAGUUAAGCUUCCAGAAGGGUGUUAAUUAAAGCAUGUUGCACAUCUGGGCUGGUUUGGGAAGGCACGGUGAGCUGUGCACAGGGCUGUGUGCGUGGAGUGGUCAGAGCCCCAUUUAGUGCUGUAUUCAAGUGCAGCUUUUGCAGAUUGCAGUCCAUGGCUUUGACAUCACUCUGACACAGCUGGAAGGUGGGGCUGCAGCCUAAUGGAGCUUCCAAGGAGGUGUAUGUGUAGGUGCUGGGCACCCACCGAGGGCCAGCACCAGCCCAAGGCUGCAGGCAUGCUUUGCACCUGAACAUGGUGCUGUUGGGUGUCCCCCUGUCCUGCAGCGAUGGGCACAGUGUGCUGCUGUUCCUGUAACCCUGCUGCAGCUCAGGUUUGCACCGCUUCCUAAGCCCUCAUGGUGCCAUCAGCGUGGCCAUGUCAGUACGGUGUCACUCCUUGCAGCAGGGACACUUCAUCGAGCUGGACGUCCUGCAGACCAUGCAGCAGCAGCGUCCUGUGCAGUGCUGGCAGAGUGGAACCCACCUGCACCUAAAUGCAUCUGAAACUUUUUGCUUUGGGACUGGAAGGAGGAAGGGGUUUGUUUUGCAGCUCAUGCUCUGACUUUGCUGUGUAGUCCCGGUGAGCACUGGGACCGGCAGAGCAGCUGCAGGUGUGAAGCUGUGCGUGCCUGCGGGGGGGUCAGUGCCACAUGGGUGUCAUGUGCAGCAUCCCUGACAUCCCAUAACACGGAAGCUGCUGUUUCACAGUGAUCAUCUAUCUCAACAAGCACCAAGCAUUGCCUUUUUGGCAGGAAAGUGGUGCCGUUUGCUCUAUUUGAGCAGAAAUUUCAUUUUCCAAGCCAUGCUUUCUAUAACUGUCUGAUUCUUAUGACGCCUGGGAAGCCUAAAACUGGCUGUCAUUCACUACAGCAGCCUUUCACAGGACAUGCGAGCAAAAUGGCCUUAAUUAUUUUACCUGGGUCGUUGCCUGGUGAUUAAAUCCCACUUACCACUCAGCUCCCGGGGAUGGGCUGAUGAGGAGUGGUGUGGGCUGUCCCCAUGGGUGCCCUUUGCUGCUUCUUUGUGCCCUUGGCAGAGGUUGGCUCUGCAAACGCCUCCUCCCCCGAUGCUUCCUUUUGUAAGAAGCCUCCAGAAAAUGCUUAUUUUAACCUGCUUUCUGCAUCCACGGAUGGACGGUUUUAUAUGAUGCCGACAGUGCCUGCUGUGAUUUUUAUGGCCCAUAGUUUUCUGAGCAAAUGGCUUUGCUCACGAGUUGGCCGGGCUGCGGUGACCUUCUCUUGUUCAUUAACUGUCUGUUUAAAAAUAUGCAUGUGGUGUUAGUUAUAGAGCAUUGAUUGGGGUUAUUCUAGGUGGUGCGGGGAGGUCUGCUCCUUCCCUGCCCUCCUCAUUACCAAGCAGAAGCGACCGCUCGGGGCCUGGUUUAUUUACCUAAUAAACUGCCUCUUGUAUCAUGUAGGAAAUGCUUACAUUUUUCAGCCAGGAGAUCCUAGUAACAGGCAAACAGAGGUCUAGCAGUCGGGUCUGGAGAAACAACGAAAUGAAGGUCAGCUCCUAUGGCUGUUAUUCUCCUUCCCGGUGGCCAUGACAGCAGGGGUGGUUUAUUUGAGGAUCCCAGACUCGGAGUCAUUGCUCGCAUUGUUGGUCCCCCGAGCGCGGGAGGCUGUGCCAACAGCUCAGGAUAUUAAUGCAUUCUACAGAUCAGUGAAUGGAGAAUUCCUCCACACUCCUUUCUUUUCCGAAAAAAAAAAAAAAAAAAAAAAAAAUUCCUCCUCUCUCCCCUUCCCCCUGCACUUUGUUUGCAGAGCUUUGUCUGCUGAGCGUUGCCGGGCAUCGCUAAUGAGCAGGGAGGCAUCGCGCUGCGCUCCGGGUCCCACUCGAGGUGAAGUCCUCACGCCAGGCAGGUGCACAGCCAUCCACGUGCAGAUGUGCAGGGGCUGAGCAGAGCUCCCUGCUUCUGCAUGCACCCUCCUUCCGUUGCAGGGAUUGCAUUUAGGGAUUUGUGAUAUGUUCUCUGAUCUCUCGUGGAAACGUCAAUGAGAUGAGAAGUGCUGAAGAGCUCUCCAGGCGCAGCCCCGCGCUGGGGCAGGAGUGCUCAGCACAGCAGCCCCUUUGUUCCCAGGCACAUCCAACACGGCCGGCGGGGCUGGGGCAGGCUGGGCAGCUGGGCUGUGCCUACAAGGAGCUCUCAAAGCCUGGGUCUGCCGGCGGUGCACUUGAAGUGCAGGCUGAGGCACCCACCGAUGGAAGCGGGAUGCUGUUAGGCUGCCUUUCACUUAGGCUUAAUUAACGAACAGCAAGCUUUGUCCCCGGGAGGCCCGCUGGGUGUGAAUGGACCCGGCUGUGUUGGCAAACUGUGGCUGCAGCAGGGUGCAUUGGGUCAGCCCUGUGUGCCCCCAGCCCAUGGGGAGCUGCAACUGGAAGCCCAGGAGAGCUGCUGUCCUCAGCCCCGUGGGGAGCAGAGGUUGAGGCAGAAGGGCGAUCUCCCGUUCUUUCUGCCCGUGCUGUGGGUGUGUGCACAGGGAGGGAUGUGGGCUUGAAAUGUUACGGGCUGGUUGGGCAGUGAGCUGCCAGGGGAAUGGCUCACGAGGCGGGUGGUUAUUACGGCCUUGGAAAUCUUCUGAAGGAGCCCAACCGAUGCAAAGCUCAAGCCUGUUCAGAGUCUGCAGGAUGCACCUGAUCACAGCAUCAUGGAAUCAUGAAGGCUGGAAAAGACCUCUAGGAUGACCAAGUCCAACCCCAGCCCACCCCCUCUAUGCCCACUGGCCACAACCCUCAGUGCCACAUCCAGUCUUUCUUAAACACCUCCAGGGAUGAUGACUCCACCUCCUCCCUGAGCAGCCCAUGCCGGUGCAUCACCGUUCUUGUUGAGAGCAAAUUGUUCCUAAUAUCUAACCUGGACCUCCCCCGGUGCAAC